This is a messenger RNA of Eurypyga helias (sunbittern), 915 nucleotides long. Its product is annotated as ribosomal protein S6 kinase delta-1-like. Gene Ontology annotation, molecular function: phosphatidylinositol binding. The transcript has 8 exons. The record is from RefSeq and is a predicted model, not a curated record. The annotation marks the transcript as partial. Lineage: Eukaryota; Metazoa; Chordata; Aves; Eurypygiformes; Eurypygidae. Gene Ontology annotation, cellular component: early endosome.
AUGGCUAUUGUUUCAAGAAAAAAUCCAGAGGAUGUCCAGGAGAUAGUCGUUUGGAAGAGAUACAGUGACUUCAAGAAACUGCACAAAGAUCUCUGGCAAAUUCAUAAGAACCUAUGCAGGCAGACAGAACUCUUUCCACCUUUUGCAAAAGCAAUAGUAUUUGGGCGAUUUGAUGAAACUGUGAUUGAAGAAAGAAGGCAAUGUGCUGAAGAUCUGUUGCAGUUUUCUGCCAAUAUCCCUGCUCUCUAUAACAGCAAACAACUUGAAGAGUUUUUUAAGGGUGGAGAGGUGCAUGAUGGGUCCGAACUGAUUGGUCCUGUUGAGCCUCUGUCCGACCCUCUGACGGACAACUUGUCUGACUGCAGCUCUGAAGUUCGAAAAGAGUUAAGUGGACGUGAUGAUGUGACACUUACGAGCCAAUCAGAAUGUGGAGGCUUCUCCAGUGACAGUGACCUGAUCUCUCUGACAGUCGAUGUAGACUCUCUUGCUGAGUUAGAUGAUGGAAUGGCAUCCAACCAAAGUUCUCCCAGUAGAGCUGUUGGUCUUUGCCUAACUUCUGAGCCCCCAGUACAAGGCACGCUGGCAGCUGAGCAGGAGUGGAGCAAACCUGAAGGGGAGAGGGAAAGCCAUGGUCUGUUUACUGGAAGCUUAAAACCGAAGCCUGGCAAACAAGAUUACCUGGAGAAAGCGGGCGAGUUGAUAAAACUGGCCUUGAAGAAGGAGGAGGAAGAAGAUUAUGAAACUGCCUUCAGCUUUUAUAGAAAGGGGGUUGAUCUGCUUCUGGAAGGUGUUCAAGGUGAAUCAAGUCCAACUCGUCGAGAAGCAGUGAAAAGGAAGACUGCAGAAUACCUUAUGCGUGCUGAAAAAAUUUCCAGUCUCUACCAGAAAUCCUCUGAAGAUGCAUCUGUUUCUAUG